This is a messenger RNA of Pan troglodytes (chimpanzee), 2962 nucleotides long. Its product is annotated as ubiquitin carboxyl-terminal hydrolase 32. Gene Ontology annotation, biological process: protein deubiquitination. The transcript is spliced from 12 exons. The record is from RefSeq and is a predicted model, not a curated record. NCBI's taxonomy places the organism in Eukaryota, Metazoa, Chordata, Mammalia, Primates, Hominidae. Gene Ontology annotation, cellular component: Golgi apparatus. Bases 1 to 1602 code for a protein of 533 amino acids. Gene Ontology annotation, molecular function: cysteine-type deubiquitinase activity.
AUGGUAGCAAUAGACAUUGAGGAAUACAAGAGCGGGGAGGGUGGAAGUAGGGUUAUCAAGAACAGCAAGACAGACAUCCCAGAGCUGGAAUUAUUUCCCCGCUAUCUUCUCUUCCUGAGACAGCAGCCUGCCACUCGGACACAGCAGUCUAACAUCUGGGUGAAUAUGGGUAUGAUGAGCCUGAGAAUGUUUCCUCAGCAUUUACCGAGAGGAAAUGUACCUUCUCCGAAUGCACCUUUAAAGCGGGUAUUAGCCUAUACAGGCUGUUUUAGUCGAAUGCAGACCAUCAAGGAAAUUCACGAAUAUCUAUCUCAAAGGCUGCGCAUUAAAGAGGAAGAUAUGCGCCUGUGGCUAUACAACAGUGAGAACUACCUUACUCUUCUGGAUGAUGAGGAUCAUAAAUUGGAAUAUUUGAAAAUCCAGGAUGAACAACACCUGGUAAUUGAAGUUCGCAACAAAGAUAUGAGUUGGCCUGAGGAGAUGUCUUUAAUAGCAAAUAGUAGUAAAAUAGAUAGACACAAGGUUCCCACAGAAAAGGGAGCCACAGGUCUAAGCAACCUGGGAAACACAUGCUUCAUGAACUCAAGCAUCCAGUGUGUUAGUAACACACAGCCACUGACACAGUAUUUUAUCUCAGGGAGACAUCUUUAUGAACUCAACAGGACAAAUCCCAUUGGUAUGAAGGGGCAUAUGGCUAAAUGCUAUGGUGAUUUAGUGCAGGAACUUUGGAGUGGAACUCAGAAGAAUGUUGCCCCAUUAAAGCUUCGGUGGACCAUAGCAAAAUAUGCUCCCAGGUUUAACGGGUUUCAGCAACAAGACUCCCAAGAACUUCUGGCUUUUCUCUUGGAUGGUCUUCAUGAAGAUCUUAAUCGAGUCCAUGAAAAGCCAUAUGUGGAACUGAAGGACAGUGAUGGGCGACCAGACUGGGAAGUAGCUGCAGAGGCCUGGGACAACCAACUAAGAAGAAAUAGAUCAAUUGUUGUGGAUUUGUUCCAUGGGCAGCUAAGAUCUCAAGUAAAAUGCAAGACAUGUGGGCAUAUAAGUGUCCGAUUUGACCCUUUCAAUUUUUUGUCUUUGCCACUACCAAUGGACAGUUAUAUGCAAUUAGAAAUAACAGUGAUUAAGUUAGAUGGUACUACCCCUGUACGGUAUGGACUAAGACUGAAUAUGGAUGAAAAGUACACAGGUUUAAAAAAACAGCUGAGUGAUCUCUGUGGACUUAAUUCAGAACAAAUCCUUCUAGCAGAAGUACAUGGUUCCAACAUAAAGAACUUUCCUCAGGACAACCAAAAAGUACGACUCUCAGUGAGUGGAUUUUUGUGUGCAUUUGAAAUUCCUGUCCCUGCGUCUCCAAUUUCAGCUUCUAGUCCAACACAGACAGAUUUCUCCUCUUCGCCAUCUACAAAUGGAAUGUUCACCCUUACUACCAAUGGGGACCUACCCCGACCAAUAUUCAUCCCCAAUGGAAUGCCAAACACUGUUGUGCCAUGUGGAACUGAGAAGAACUUCACAAAUGGAAUGGUUAAUGGUCACAUGCCAUCUCUUCCUGACAGCCCCUUUACAGGUUACAUCAUUGCAGUCCACCGAAAAAUGGUUAGUUAAAUGUUAGGCAACUCACUGCCAGUCUGGCUAGUGUCAUUUGUGAAAUAGUCAUUUUCUGUCUUUGCAACAUCAUUGAAUGCAUUUUCUUCUCUUCUUUUCUUUAAUUUUUUAAAAUUUAAUAAUUUUACAAAUUUUAUUUUUUUACUUUUUUAUCCUGUCCUCAAAAUCUGUUGCUGUGAAUGCAUUUUCAAUGUAUUAUAUGUGCUAAUAUAAGUGAUCAGAGCCAGGAUUUAGUAUUACUCAUGGUGGCUAAUGUAUGAAAUGACAUUCCUUAUCCGUAUAUUAAGAGGCAACAGGAUAGUCAGUGCAUCUGAGUACUACUUUCUUUAGAAAUUUGUGUCUCCUGGCCGGGUGCAGUGGCUCACACCUGUAAUCCCAACACUUUGGGAGGCUGAAGCAGGAGGAUCACCUUAGCUCAGGAGUUCAAGGCUAGCCUGGGCUACAUAGUGAGACCUCGUCUAUUCCAAAAAAAAAAAAGACUUUUUUUUUUUUUAACUAAGCAGCCAUGAUGGUGUGUGCCUAUAGUCUCAACUAUUCUGGAGGCUGAGGCAGGAGGAUCACUUGAGACUAGGAGGUCAAAGCUGCAGUGAGCCAUGCUUGCUUGCCCCAUGCAUUCCAGCCUGGGCAAGACCCUGUCUCAAAAAGAAAAGAAAAAGAAAAAAAAGAAAGAAAAUGGCCAGGUGCGGUGGCUCACACCUGUACUCCCAGCACUUUGGGAGGCUGAAGCAGGGGGAUCACCUGAAGUCAGGAGUUUGAGAACAGCCUGGCCAACGUGGUGAAACCCCAUCUCUACUAAAAAUAAAAAAAUUAGCUGGGCAUGGUGGCAUGGGCCUGUAGUUUCAGCUACUCGAGAUGCUGAGGCAGGAGAAUUGCUUGAACCCAGGAGGCAGAGGUUGCAGUGAGCGAAGAUUGCGCCACAGCACUCCAGCCUGGGUGAUAAAGUGAGACUUUGUCUCAAAAAAAAAAAAAGUAUCUCCUAAGCCAGGCAUGUUUAGGAGGAUCCCUUGAGGACAGGAUUUUGAAGCUAUAAUAUGCUAUGAUGCUCACACCUGUAAAUAACCACUCCACUCCAACCUGGGCAAUAAGUGAGACCUUGUCUCUAAAAAAAUUAGAAAAAAACAAAAACCAACACACACAAAAUUUAUGUUUCCUGUGUGUUUGUGUAGGUAUGUAUAUCUUCACUGCCACAUAAAUGCGGAUGGCUUCGGAAAAGUUUUUUGUUUUGGGGUUGGUUUUUUUGUUUUGUUUUGUUUUUUUUCUUAGAGGAUACAAGAAUGUUCUUGAGGAAAAUCAAGUUGUGCGUAAUUCCUCUCUUGAUAGUCUAAUAUAUAACUAUUGCAUUAAAGGUUGACUCUUUGGU